CAAACCCUUCCCCCUUUUCUCUACUCCCCACCCCGAGUCAGGCUCCGCUCUCGGUGCCUGUGAAUGUGCAUGAUCUCCUCGGAAUUAUAACCCCUUAUCCCUGCUCCUGUUUCCGAGGAAUUCUCCCUCUUCUGGUGAAACGAAACCGAACACAGCAACCACCACCCCGUUUUCGGUUCGGACAUGAUCCCGGUGAUCCGGAGAUGAGGCUCCGAAAUGGCACCUUCCUAACUGUCAUCUUGUUCGGUCUAUGCGGCUUCAUCUCGCUUUCUUGGUACACCGCAUUCAGUAAUCCAAAAGGUGAUGUGGUGGACGUCUACCAGCGGGAGUUCUUGGCACUGAGGGACCGGCUUCACUCGGCUGAACAGGAGAACCUGAAGCGAUCGAAGGAGCUUAACCUGGUGCUAGACGAGAUCAAGAGAGCCAUUGCUGAGAAACAGGCACUAAGGGACAUUAAUCGCACCUGGAGCAGCUUGUCAGACGAAACCAAACUGAAGCUGUGGAAUGUCACCAGUAAGAAUGUGCUGCAGCUGCCCAGCAUCUUCCACCACCUCCCACACCUGCUGGCCAAAGAGAACAGCCUGCAGCCUGCCGUGCACGUGGGUCAGGGGAGGACCGGGGUCUCGAUAGUCAUGGGGAUUCCCAGUGUGAAGAGGGAAGUGCACUCUUACCUCACAGACACCCUCAACUCUCUGAUGUCUGAGCUGAGCUCUGCCGAGAGAGAGGACUGCGUGAUCGUGGUGUUCAUCGCUGAGGCAGAUCAACAGUAUGCCAACAGCGUGGCUGAAAACCUCAAACGCCUAUUCCCCACUGAGAUCCAAUCGGGCCUCCUAGAAAUCAUCUCUCCGUCCAUCAACUUCUAUCCGGACUUCUCCAAGCUGAAGGAAUCUUUUGGGGAUCCCAAAGAAAGAGUCAGGUGGCGGACAAAGCAGAAUUUGGAUUACUGUUUUCUGAUGAUGUAUGCUCAGUCUAAAGGAACAUACUAUGUUCAGCUAGAAGAUGACAUCGUUGCCCGGCCCAACUACUUCACCACCAUGAAAAACUUUGCCCUCCAGCAACCCUCUGAGGAGUGGAUGAUCUUAGAAUUCUCCCAGCUUGGCUUCAUAGGCAAGAUGUUCAAAUCCCUGGACCUUUCCCUGAUCGUGGAGUUCAUGCUGAUGUUCUACAAGGACAAGCCCAUCGACUGGCUGCUUGACCAUAUCCUGUGGGUGAAAGUGUGCAACCCAGAGAAAGAUGCAAAACACUGCGACAGACAGAAGGCUAACCUGCGGAUUCGCUUCAAGCCGUCUCUCUUCCAGCAUGUGGGAACUCACUCUUCACUCGCUGGGAAGAUCCAGAAGCUGAAGGACAAAGACUUUGGGAAGCAAACUCUUCACAAAGGUCAUGCCAACCCCCCUGCUGAGGUGACCACCAGUCUCAAGACCUACCAGCACUUCACUCUGGAGAAGGCCUACCUGGGAGAGGACUUCUUCUGGGCAUUCACCCCUGUGGCCGGAGACUUCAUCCGCAUUCGUUUCUUCACGCCAGUGCGCAUCGAGAAGUACUUCUUCCGCAGUGGAAACAUAGAACACCCAGGGGACAAGCUCUUCAACACCACUAUAGAGGUUCUGCCAUUUGAUAAUGUACAAUCUGAGAAAGAGGCUCUGAAAGAUGGAAGGGAGAAAACACCUAAGUACCACAGAACUGAAGAUGGUUUUAUCAGAAUUGGGACUUUCUUGAAUGGAAUUGCUGAGGGUGAGGUGGACGCCUCCUUUGGGCCUCUGGAGGCCAUCCGUCUGUCUGUACUGACCGACUCCCCAGUCUGGGUUAUCCUUAGUGAGAUAUUCAUUAAGAAAGCUGAGUGACACCAGCCAAAUACCUCUAGAGUUCACAGACCCUUCCAUGGAGGAUGGGAGUCUUUGCAGCUAGUCAAUUGAAAUCUUCAGUAACUAGUAUCUCUAGUGUGGUGUGAGUACUCCCCCUGCUGGCCAGAAGGUGGCUAGCAGGAUGAGCUGGUACUGCCAGCUAAAUAUGUGAGGACCUGCCAGACUUGUAAAACAAAGACACAAGGAAGAAGAAGCUGUAUUUUAUAAGCUGUAAUUAUGUGUAUAUAGGUUUAUGUUCUGAAUAAUUGUAUUUACACUGGUGAUAUGGAUGGGCUUGCUGGAUUGCUUGCCCAAUAAAAAAGUAAAAUGCUGCUUCAGAAUGGAAGACUUUACACAGUGUAACCCAGGUUACCCACUGACUAAAAAUUGAUUGCAUUGCCUUUAAAAAUGAAACCUUUAACUGUUAAAUUAUGUAAGAUUAUAUAAAAAAGUGCUGUUGUUUUUUUUGCCAAAAU
Molecule: messenger RNA, 2320 nt
Organism: Lepisosteus oculatus (spotted gar)
Lineage: Eukaryota; Metazoa; Chordata; Actinopteri; Semionotiformes; Lepisosteidae
Gene: mgat4b
Product: alpha-1,3-mannosyl-glycoprotein 4-beta-N-acetylglucosaminyltransferase B
Biological process (GO): protein N-linked glycosylation
Cellular component (GO): endoplasmic reticulum-Golgi intermediate compartment; endoplasmic reticulum; Golgi stack
Molecular function (GO): acetylglucosaminyltransferase activity
Source: RefSeq, a predicted model, not a curated record